AUGCCACGGCGGCUAAGCUCCUGCCCCCUUGCCUUCACCCCGUAUGCCAGCUGGCCCUCUUUGCCCCCCUGGAACCUUCACAGGGGUGUCAUCUUAGGGACGAUCCUGGCACUUGCUCCAGUCUGUUGCCCAGCCCUUACGCUCGGUCUGGUGGGACCUUGGUCCCGCGACCCCUCCUUCUCCAACGCCCUGCCUGAAGUUGCUGCUCAACUAGCCGCGGAGAGGAUCAAGAAGGAUCCUUCCCUCUCUGCGAUCCACCAACUGGAUCACCUCUUGUUUGAGGAAGACGGCCAGGCCUGGAAAGCAAUGGCGAGAUUUGCUGACUCCUCCAAGAAUCUGUCCGCGUUCAUAGGACCGCUGAAUCCUCGCCACUGCGAGGCUGCCUCUUGGCUAGCCCGAGGCUGGAACAAAGCCAUGUUAUCUUGGGUCUGCCUGGAGGACCACCUGGACUAUCCGAUGGACCAACCGGCCUUGAUCAGAACGUUGCCUUCCGCGGCUACGGUCCUCCUCGCCGUGUUGAAAUAUUUCAGCUGGGCUCACGUUGGCAUCGUCUCUUCUGAGGGGGACCUUUGGGUGGACACAGCCCACAAGUUGGCGAGUGUCCUCAGAAGCCACGGGCUACCCGUGGCUCUUGUGACGUCCACCGGGACGGAAACGGAAAAAGUAGAAGAGGCCUGGCGCAAGAUUCAAGCUGCUGGGAAUAUCAAAGUCCUUCUGCUCUGCAUGGCGUCUGCUCUCGCUGGGGGGGAAGACCAGGCGACCUUCCUAAGCAAAGCCCAGGAACUGGGGCUGGCCGACGGCAGGUACCUCUUUCUGCCCUACGACACGCUCUUCUACAGCCUGCCCUACGGAAACCAUUCCUAUUUCCUUCUGGAAAAUGACGAUGGCUUCCGGAAGGCUUACGACGCCGUGCUGACGAUCACGUUGCAGUCUGGAGAAUUGACUUUCUACGACGCUUUUCGGGCAGCCAAAGAAAAGGGAGAAAUCAAGGUGGAUUUUGAACCUGAACAGGUCUCUCCCCUUUUUGGGACAAUCUACGACGCCAUUUACCUGGUCACCAAAGCCCUAGCCAAGGUAGCCCAGCCCCAAACGUCUGAACUCUCCGGAACGACCUUGAUUCAACAUGUCCGAAAUUUGGACUUUGCCGGCUUCAGCCGCAGGAUCCAAGUCGACAGCCAAGGGCGGCCGCUGGCCAAAUACGUCAUUCUGGACACGGAUGGCAAAGAAAGUCACCUGUACCCAACUUACCUGCUGGCAGCGUCUUCGGGCAGGAUGCAGCCUCUGGGGAGGGCGAUCCAUUUCCCUGGAGGGAGACCGCCCCCCGCUGAUUCGGCCUGCUGGUUUGAACCCCAGGUCCUCUGCGAGAGAAAUGACGUGUGUGAAAACAGCCACCCCAACCGCCGACUUGUGAAAGGAUCUCAGAGGCUGUUUCUGACUUUAGACGAUGUAACUUUUGUAAACACCAAAAUCAGUCGAAUGAGGUUAACUCUUGACAACCUCAGCGAGUCAAAGAGCUGCUCUGAAGAACACAGCCUCAGGUCCGUGACCCACUCGUUGUCGGUGAAAAGCACAACUCUAACCUACGAAACCUCCAAUGUGGCUGUGUACGAG
Protobothrops mucrosquamatus (brown spotted pit viper) is the source of this 1611-nucleotide messenger RNA. RefSeq names its product retinal guanylyl cyclase 2-like. The annotation marks the transcript as partial. The transcript has 5 exons. NCBI's taxonomy places the organism in Eukaryota, Metazoa, Chordata, Lepidosauria, Squamata, Viperidae. The record is from RefSeq and is a predicted model, not a curated record.